AUGGAGGGGUGUCAUGAUGACGGUAUUGGAGAUCGGACCGUUGUGGACGAAAAAAUUAUUACUACUACUGGCUGCAUUAACAGAUUGAAGAUGGUGGACGUCCCGUCUGGAAAAGUAUGCAGAGUUGGGAUGGAUUGGAUGGGUGGUGAUCGGCACGAAGUAAAGGUUCACCGAGGUUCAAGCACACGAGCAAGUGGGAACCAGACCGAAAGCCUUGUCAUCUCCUUCUUGGGCCAGUCAGAAGUAGGGCCUAUGUUCAAGCAACACCGGAAGCCUCUGUCUACAGAUCCAGGCAGCUGGAAAAAGACUUUUCCCAUCCAGGAAAUUCAUUCGGUUGACCUGACCUUUCAUCCACCCCAUAUCGCGAUUGUAUCUCCAGUGGCCGGCGUAUCCACGCGGAAAGGGAACUAA
Messenger RNA from Puccinia graminis f. sp. tritici CRL 75-36-700-3, 411 nucleotides. RefSeq lists its product as uncharacterized. The transcript has 5 exons. The record is from RefSeq and is a predicted model, not a curated record. The coding region runs from base 1 to 411 and encodes 136 amino acids. Lineage: Eukaryota; Fungi; Basidiomycota; Pucciniomycetes; Pucciniales; Pucciniaceae.